AUGGAUUCCGAUUCAAUACCAGAACUAUCUUAUAUAGUCUGCCGGAAUCUCCAUUUCUUCAUUCCAGCGUUUUCAUUGUUCAUAAUCGAAAUCGGAAUAUCCAGUUAUCAGAUACAGUAUCAAGAAGCCCUCACUUUAAAUUAUUCCACACUUAUUCUCAUUUUGUUAUUAGUCUCCAUGCCAUUAUCUGUUUUCAAUCCUCCAGUAUGGUUCACAUUAUACAUGACAACUUUUAUCCACAUGCUUUAUUUCAAAGAGCUUUAUAUGUUUUCUUUGGGUGCAACAAUGAUGAUGUUCAUGUCAAUUUUUUAUCACGAGGCGACAAGAAUCAGGACAAAAACAAAAGUUGUUAUGGUCAACAUUAUACAACAGAUAGCCCUCCAGCAUAUUACGAUAGAAGAUGUGGAGAAGAUCUGGGGAACCUGUGGCUCGAUGUGGUGGUAG
Caenorhabditis briggsae is the source of this 444-nucleotide messenger RNA. Bases 1 to 444 code for a protein of 147 amino acids. The record is from RefSeq and is a predicted model, not a curated record. The transcript has 4 exons. NCBI's taxonomy places the organism in Eukaryota, Metazoa, Nematoda, Chromadorea, Rhabditida, Rhabditidae.